CCGAACCACUAUAAAUCCUCGAAGACAAAGGCCGCUGAGCUUCCAAGAUCCAGCUUUUGGACUCCUGUUUCAUUCGUUAGAGGGGGCAGAGACAUGGUGUCGGCUUCUCCUCCUCCGAAGGAUGCUACUUCCUAUGAGAAACGGAAGGAGGACGGCGACCCAUCUCGGCGAGCCAAAUGGUGGUACUCCACCUUCCAUACCGUCACCGCCAUGAUUGGCGCCGGCGUCCUCAGUUUGCCUUAUGCCAUGGCCUAUCUAGGAUGGGGUCCGGGAAUAAUAAUGCUGGUCCUAUCCUGGUGCAUGACCCUGAACACAAUGUGGCAGAUGGUGCAGUUCCACGAGUGCGUCCCAGGGACCCGGUUCGACCGCUACAUCGACCUCGGGCAGCACGCCUUCGGCCAGAGGCUUGGCCUGUGGAUCGUGCUCCCCCAGCAGCUGAUCGUCCAGGUCGGGUGCGGCAUCGUGUACAUGGUCACGGGUGGCAAGUGCCUCAAGAAGUUCAUGGAGAUGAUCUGCACGGACUGCCCAAGGAUCAGGCAAUCCUACUGGAUCUGCAUCUUCGGGUCGGUCCACUUCUUCCUCUCUCAGCUCCCGAACAUCAGUUCCAUCGCCGGUGUUUCCUUGGCCGCGGCCAUAAUGUCUCUCAGUUACUCUACCAUAGCAUGGGCAGGAAGCCUAGCCCAUGGUCGAGUCCCCGACGUGAGCUACGCCUACAAGAACGCCAACUCCGCAGACCAUGUGUUCCGGCUGUUCAACGCGCUUGGCCAGAUCUCGUCGGCCUUCACGGGGCACGCGGUGGUCCUGGAGAUCCAGGCCACCAUCCCAUCGACCCCCGAGACGCCGUCCAAGGUGGCGAUGUGGAAAGGUGUGGUCGGGGCCUACCUCGUCAACGCCAUUUGCUACUUCCCUGUAGCUCUCAUAGGCUACUGGGCCUUCGGGCAAGACGUCGACGACAAUGUGCUCAUCGCACUCAAAAAACCCUCGUGGCUCAUUGCCUCAGCUAACUUGAUGGUGGUCGUCCAUGUCAUUGGUGGUUAUCAGGUUUACGCUAUGCCUGUUUUCGAUAUGCUGGAGAGCGCGAUGGUGAAGAGAGCGAACUUUCCUCCCGGAAGAACGCUCCGCCUCGUUACUCGAUCUGCUUACGUUGCAUUCACAUUACUCAUCGGAGUGACAUUCCCUUUCUUUGGCGACCUGCUUGGUUUCUUUGGUGGGUUUGGUUUCGCUCCCACGUCCUUCUUCCUCCCUAGUAUCAUGUGGCUGGUCAUCAAGAAGCCCAGGAAGUUCAGCAUCAACUGGUUCGUCAACUGGGCCUCCAUAAUAAUCGGAGUCUUCAUCAUGAUGGCAUCGACCAUUGGUGGAUUGCGGAACAUCAUCGCGGACGCCUCCGCAUACCGUUUCUACGCCUAGGGGACUUGAUUAGGGUUCAGUCGGAUCUCUUCAGAUAUGUAGGCGAGACCCGGCAUCUACCCAGAAAUUGUAAUUGCUCGUCUGUGUCUUGCUCAUUUGAUCAAGACAUCAUAAAGGGAAUUUAUUCUCCAAAGAGAAAUCUUCUGCGUGCAACUUGCCACGCAAAUAGACCGAAUUUAUUCGUGGCUGUCUA
This is a messenger RNA of Eucalyptus grandis, 1600 nucleotides long. RefSeq names its product lysine histidine transporter-like 6. Lineage: Eukaryota; Viridiplantae; Streptophyta; Magnoliopsida; Myrtales; Myrtaceae. The transcript is spliced from 8 exons. Bases 94 to 1407 code for a protein of 437 amino acids. The record is from RefSeq and is a predicted model, not a curated record. Gene Ontology annotation, cellular component: plasma membrane.